Paramecium sonneborni is the source of this 1110-nucleotide messenger RNA. The record is from the annotation of a GenBank genome assembly. Lineage: Eukaryota; Ciliophora; Oligohymenophorea; Peniculida; Parameciidae.
AAAUUAUUAAAUAAAAUGCGUCCAGUUGAAUUGAUGUUCAAAUUCAUGGGGUAUUCAGAAAAUGAUUCAAUCCAGAAUGAAGUUUGUUUAAGUUUGUUAUAAACUUUAUUUGGUAUGAUAAAAAGUGGUGAAGCAGCAAAGUAUUUAAUGAAUAGAAUUAAUGGUAAUUAGAAUAAUCUAUAAAUAGAUGAUAGUUUAGAUUCCUCUUAGAGAGUGGGAUAUGUAUGCAAUAAAAUAAAUUCUAUAAUGCCUUUGGUUGCUGAUUACAUUGAGGCUUUUUGGGUUAAAAUAUUAUCGUGCAACCAAAUGGAAUCAAAAUAAAUGAAACCAAUAAUAAAGUAGAGUUCUAAAAUUAUUGAUGAUGAAAUAUACACGAUACUUUGUACUUAAAACCAUUUUUGCACAGAAAUGACUUAAUUAUACAAUAAUUAAAACAGUGGUACCAGUUUUAACAGAUUAGCAUGGAAUAUUUUAGGAUAUGGAGGUCCAACUCUGAUACUAAUAUAUAUAGACAAGAAAUGUAAAUAUUGAUUAUUUUUGGUAGAAUGCAAUAUUCCAAUAAUAUUUGGGGCAUACAAUCCGAAUGCUUGGACUGAUGGAUUAAAAUUCUAAGGAGAUUCUGGAUGUUAUCUAUUUUCAAUAAGUCCAAGCUUCAGGAUUUUUGGUACAACUGGUAAUGGAUAGAAUUAUGCUUAUUUAAAUACAAAAAAUAUUGAUAGAUCUAAGUAUAAAGUGGGACUAGGUUUUGGAGGGAAUUCAGAGCAUACUUCAUUUAGAUUAUGGAUAGAUGAUGAGAUUGAAAAUAGAUCAAAAGUUGCAUCAGAAGAUGACACCUAUUAGCCUGGCUAUAUUGCAGGAGAAAUUGAAGGAUAAAUAGGAAUCUUAUUUAUCGAAGUUUGGGGAUUAGGAGGAAAAUAAGCUUUGAUCUAGUAGGAUAAUUAUAGAUAAGAGAGAAUGGAAGAGUAAUUAUGUGGUUGUAAAUUGGUAGAUUAGAGAGGAUGAGAAAAGUAGAUAAGAAAUAAUUCUUUAGUGGAUUUGAUUAAGCUAUGUUUCUAGAGAAAACAUUUGCUCAUAGAGAUCAUGUUCAAGAAGAAAUAGAAAAAGAUUGAU